UUUCCUCUGUCGUGAUCGCCGAGCUUUGGUGCCUGGCUCAGUCCCUAUGAGGAGGCCGCAGCAGCUGGGCGGCCAUGGGCUCGCUGAGCAGCCGGGUGUGGAGGGGGCAGGGGGGAGCCCCGCGCGGAGGGGAGGCAGCGGCGACUGUGGCUGUGAGGGGAGACGGCAGCGGCGGGAGCAGGGGGAGCCGCAGCGGGGCGGCCAAGAGGAAGCGGGGCGGCCCUGGCGAUGGCACGAGCGACAGCGAUAGCGACGGGGAGGGCGAGCGGGAGGAGCGGCUACUUAACACCCCUAGAAGGAAAAAACUAAAAAGUACCUCCAAGUAUAUUUAUCAGACUCUAUUUUUGAAUGGUGAAAACAGUGAUAUUAAUAUUUGUGCCCUGGGAGAAGAAUGGAACUUGCACAAGAUAUACCUGUGUCAGUCUGGCUACUUCUCCAGCAUGUUCAGUGGUUCAUGGAAGGAAUCAGGCAUGGAUACAAUAGAACUGGAAAUUCCUGAUCAGAAUAUUGAUGUAGAAGCUUUGCAGGUAGCGUUUGGCUCACUUUAUCGAGAUGAAGUGUUAAUAAACCCCAGCCGAGUGAUUGCCCUCCUGGCUGCUGCUAGCAUGUUGCAAUUGGAUGGCUUAAUUCAGCAGUGUGGUGAAACAAUGAAGGAAACAAUCAAUGUGAAAACUGUGUGCAGUUAUUAUAAUUCUGCAGGAACAUACGGACUAGACUCUGUUAAGAAAAAGUGCCUUGAAUGGCUGUUGAACAACCUGAUGACACAUCAGAGUGUGGAACUCUUCAAAGAACUCAGUAUAAAUCUCAUGAAACAGCUGAUCAGUUCCUCUAAUCUGUUCGUAAUGCAAGUGGAGAUGGAUGUGUAUACAGCUCUCAAGAAGUGGAUGUUUCUUCACCUAGUGCCUUCUUGGAAUGGAUCACUGAAGCAACUUUUAAGUGAAGCUGAUGCCUGGUUUUCAACACGCAGAAAAGAUUUAGAGGUUGGUGUAUCGUUCUUACAGUCUGAACAAGGACAUGCAUUUCUGACAGUGUUCAGACAUUUGAGGCUGCAGUACAUAGUCAGUGAUCUGGCAUCUGCAAGAAUUAUCGAGCGAGAUAAUUUGAUACCAGCAGAGUGGCUGUCCUCUGUUUACAAACAGCAGUGGUUUGCCAUGCUCAGAGCAGAACAAGACAAUGAUAUUGGGCCUCAGGAAAUCAAUAAAGAAGAACUUGAGGAAAAUAGUAUGAGGUGUGGCAGGAAACUCUCCAAGGAUGGUGAUUAUUGUUGGCGAUGGACCGGUUUCAACUUUGGCUUUGAUUUGCUGGUUACAUAUACAAACCGUUACAUCAUCUUUAAGCGCAACACACUGAAUCAACCAUGCAGCGGCUCAGUCAGUUUGCAGUCCCGAAGGAACAUUGCUUUCAGGUUGCGCCUGGCUUCUUUUGAUAGCAGUGGGAAGCUUAUUUGCAGUAGAACUGCAGGAUAUCAGAUAUUAACCCUUGAAAAAGAUCAGGAACAAGUAGUGAUGAAUUUGGACAGCCGAUUGUUAGUCUUUCCUCUGUACAUUUGUUGUAAUUUCCUGUAUACAUCCCCAGAGAAAAGAAUGGAGAAUGACGGGCCUUCAGAUAACCUGGAAAACUGAGCAUUAUCUUUGAAACUCAGCACUGUUAAUCCGUUUUCUUGAAUGCUUUAAUUCACGUACUGCAUUGGUGCACUGAAGGAAAAGUAAUAAAAAAGCCUUAUGUACUGUAACAGAUAAAAAUGCAACUUCUACUCUGUAUCUAUACAUUCCUAUGCAUUUUCAAAACAUUUGCAAUUAAGUAUGGCAACCGUGUUUUUAUAAGCAUCUUCAGAGGAGGCUGCACACUUCAAAAUUAGAUCCCCCCUCUUGCUUAUUACAAACUGAAUUGCAGCUAGCAAAACUGGGCCUGUUUAAAUGUUAAUAGUGCAUUUGUAUAAUUCAUGAUAAACUUAGGUUGACCUGUUAUUUCUACUGAACAGUGUCUAGGUUUUGUUCUGGCUGAUCUUCAUAUAUUUUAAGGGUCAGUUUUUUCCUGCCUUCAGUAUUUGUGCUUUGGAGUGAGGCACACUUUGACCCCUUUGAGUUUUUUUUUUUAAUUCAUUAAGCAUUUUGGGAUUGUAUUAAGUUGGGUUAUUUCAAUAUGUAAUAUAUGCUUACAUGUAUAUUUUACUUGUUCUCAAAGUAUUUUUUUUAAACAUCGGAUGUAUUUUUAAAGUUUGUUUUGUGGAGUACACAAGAGAAGAGAUGGAUGCUGUUCCAGUCCUGCAAUUUUAGUGCUACUGCAGAGGCUUCAGUCCACCUACCGUUUUGCGUAGGCCUCAGUAUUUGGGGAGUAUUUUUUUCACGAGCCAUUAAAGCACAGAGCAUUCCCCAAUGCUGAUAUGUAUGAAGAGGUUUCUGCUGGUAGGAUCCCCCAGACCCAAAGCAGUUCCUGCCUUUAAGAGUUGCAGCAAAAAGAAUAUUCUGCCCACCAUAGCUUAUCUCUUCAUUACAGCUCUGUUGAGGCAAGAGCCACACUUGUGACAUUCUGGAUCAUUUGAUACCCUUAAAUGCACAAGAGGCCUCUCAGGUUCUCAGUUGAAGACAUGUGUUGGAGCAUGGAUGGUGGUUCAAAUGCUUGAGAAGACUAAGAAAUAUCUUUGAGAAACUCUCCAUGGUGUGCCUUGCACCUCCUCAGUCUCUCUCACCUGAGCCUGUCAACAAGUUUCACAUAGAAUUCCACUGAAGCCCAAAGUGUGCAAAGAACAAGGUUCUGAAACAAGUCAUGUACUUGAGAGUAAACAUCCUGAUUAUGCUCAGGAACUUGUGACCUUGGAGUGCCUUUUGAGUUAUAUAAGUAUUUGAACAGUUCUCACAUCACUUAAGCUAGGUUGCAGGAUUCAAAAUAGGAACCAACUUAAUAGAUAUCUUGAGUUGGUCUACAAAAAAGAGAGUGAUCCAUUAAAACGCAAGAUGUAAACUUUUACGUCCUUUGUAUAUACCUGGGUGGGUUUUUUUUAAUUUGCUGUUGAAUCUUAAAAUUUUUGUUGAUGCCCUAUUUUGUAAUGUUACUUUAAAAAAAGUAAUCUUUUAUGCUAUGAAGAUAAAAAUAACAUGUUCAGCAGUCUGAAACUAUGUUAAAUUGUGAAUAAACCCCUCCAGUUAAUUUCUA
This is a messenger RNA of Heteronotia binoei (common prickly gecko), 3153 nucleotides long. It is a transcript of the gene GMCL1, whose product is annotated as germ cell-less 1, spermatogenesis associated. Gene Ontology annotation, molecular function: protein binding. The record is from RefSeq and is a predicted model, not a curated record. The coding region runs from base 75 to 1622 and encodes 515 amino acids. The transcript is spliced from 14 exons. Gene Ontology annotation, biological process: germ cell development. Lineage: Eukaryota; Metazoa; Chordata; Lepidosauria; Squamata; Gekkonidae.